AGACGGAAGCGGUGCGUGAGCGCGUGUCGUCGGCGGCCCGAACGCACAGAUAGAUGUGCUGAGAAUUCGUGCCCGUAAAGGCGAGUUACGAGUUUAUGAAUUAACUCGUCGGUGACGCCGCUGCUGUUGUUGUUUUGUCCUGUCAGACAUGGGAGCCAAUAACAGCUCGCGCCGUGUGUCGUUCGAGUCAGACGAGAACGAAAACGUAACGGUUGUGAAGGGCAUCAGGCUCUCAGAGAAUGUCAUCAAUCGCAUGAGGGAGCAAUCAGCCCCACAACGGGCAAAGUCACCCCCACCUUCCCCUUCUCCUCCCCAGCCCAAAGCUGAACCUCUGUCCCCAGUGUUGCCAAUACGUCCUCCGUUUGAUCCCGUCACCUCUCUUCCACCUCAGUCUGCCCCAGUUGCUGUGCCUCCACCAGCUCCUGAGCCUGUAGCCCCCUCUGCACCUAUAGAAACAGUGCCACCUGCUGUGUCCACACCGAUAGAACCUGUUGCACCUCCUCCACCUGUAGAGCCCGUCGCUUCCCCUCCCCUUGCCCCUCUUCCCGCUUCUGAGCUUGCUGCACCUCCACCUGUGGAAGUAAUUGCCCCCUGUCCCCCAGCUGAGCCUGCCGCCCCACCUGCUAUUGCCGCUGCUGAAGCUACUGCGCCCCCUGCUGUAAAAGAACCUGUUGCUUCACCUCCACCUCUGCCAGUGAAUGAGCCAGAGUUGAGGAGGAAGAUCGCUGAAGAGCUGCAGAAAGGCCUGGAAGAGGAGAAAUACAAGGCACAACAGGAGCUCCAACAGUGGCUGGAGAAGGAGCGAUCCCAGGUGUAUGCGAAGGCCCACGCAGAUGCCCAGGCCCAGGUGCAGGACGAGGUGAGCAGAAUUCUGGCUGCAGAAAGAGUGGCCGCUCAGGACAACAUCCAGCGAGCCGUGCUGAGAGAGAGAAUCACCACUGAAGACGAGAGGCUCCGAGCUCAGCUCUAUGGGAUGGAGCGUAAGGCCAAGCAGUUGGAGGACAGAGACCGAGAGCUGAGGAAGCAGGAUGCCUUCUACAGAGAACAAGUGGCCAAGCUGGAGGAGAAGAGCGCCCAGUUCUACAAGGUCACCAAUGAGAACUACCACAAAGCAGCGGAUGAAGUGAAUGCUAAAUUCAAGCGGUAUGAAAUCAGCCCUGUGUGUGCAAACCUGCAGAGUCAGAUUCUGAAGUGCUACAGAGAGAACACAGGAAAGACGCUGCUCUGCUCCAAUAUUGCCUCCCUCUACCUGCAGUGCGUCAACAGUGCUAAGCAGAACAAGUUGAGGACCGGAGGCUAAUGCUGAGGGACGGAGGAGAAGCAGCCGAGUUCGUGGCCGAGUUAGAGGAGAGCAGAGGCACCACUGGAUACACACCUGACCGAGAGGAACAGUAUAGAAACCACGUCAACCAGAGAAAUGGGACACCCUCCAACCCUUCCUUCACCUGCUCCCUUCACUCCUGCACCCCUCUUUUUUUCCUUUCUCCUCCCUCCAUUUCCUCUUGCUCCUCUUAUCCAGUAUUGCAGCUAAGAGAGCCGCUAGAGGUGUAGCAAGUACCCUGUGCCGAACAUCAAGAGCCAGAGAACACGUCUCAGAACGGCUCUGCUAGGAUGGACCUUACUUGGAAGUCAAGACAAACCAAAUGAAACCAAACAUAAACCUCAGCAAAAGCAGUCAGGCUUCGUCGUCAGCUAGUUUUUCAGUCUUGUUUAGACGUAGUAAGUCACUGGAAGCAGGCGAGCAACAGGUUAAGAGGAAAAUUUCCCUCAAAAUAACCUGGAUCUUCAUGUUUUGUAAGUUAUGCGGCAAAGUGCAAAGAUUAACACGCUGCUCACCCCCAUACUUACACCCGCACCCCAUGACCAAGUCUAUCAACGUGGUUCGUCCUCACACUAAUGCCCAGCUCUUUAUGCACUAGCCCACCCAUCCUAACUGUUCAUCGUGUCUCUGUGUGUAACGUUGAUUAUGUUUCUGCUUUAUUUUUGCUUUUCUUCUGCAUGAGCGCCAUUGUUCGGACUGCCUGAUCUGUCAGGGAGAAUAAAAGGAUGAAACUGGAAACCUGAA
This is a messenger RNA of Colossoma macropomum (tambaqui), 2065 nucleotides long. RefSeq names its product coiled-coil-helix-coiled-coil-helix domain containing 3a (gene chchd3a). The record is from RefSeq and is a predicted model, not a curated record. Gene Ontology annotation, cellular component: MICOS complex; mitochondrion. The transcript has 10 exons. NCBI's taxonomy places the organism in Eukaryota, Metazoa, Chordata, Actinopteri, Characiformes, Serrasalmidae. Bases 149 to 1300 code for a protein of 383 amino acids. Gene Ontology annotation, biological process: inner mitochondrial membrane organization.